UUAUUCCAUUUCCAGGAAAGUACUUGCGGUCUUCCUAGCAACAUCGUUUGUAUACGUCUACUCGGAACCAUGGAUGUUAAAAAGGGGUUAGCUUCAUUGUUUUUGUUUCAUUUUUCAAUUCCCCUUCACGCCUUCAAGCCCCAACGUUACACACACUAUGGCAAAGGACUCUUAUGAAUUGCUUAUCACAGAGGAGUCAUAUGAAUUGCUCAUCACUAUAUUGCUGCUUCUGAUCAUUUUCGGUUGUGGAUGUUACUAUAUCGGAAGGAAACGUUGUACCUACAAAUUUUUCUGCGAAAUUUUAUUUGUGGCAAAUGAAUGGUACAAAGAACUCGUUCAAUCACAAGGGGAAAGGGCCAGAAGACAAGCAAGACUUCAGCAAUGCGAAUAUCACAAGUGGCGCAGAGUGUAGCAGUAACUCGUGUGGGACGAUGGACUCAUUUAACUUGCAGGGUCGUGGCCAACAAAUUUUCUCAGGCGCACAUAUACGAAGUGGCACUAUCAAUCCAGAACAGAACGACCUUAGUUUUCUCGAUUUUUUCAAUUUAAUAAUGAGACUUUUUCGAAGGAAGAAACAGGAUUAAUCAAGGGAAACCUGAUGUACACGAGUAGGAUCCAUGUUACGUUGAAGUAAUCUCUAUUUUUAACUCUAGAGCCCACUGUCUCCAUUCAAGUUUUACGUCACAAAAUAUAUAAUGCUAAAAUUGAAAAAUGUUGCAAAUUUA
Cajanus cajan (pigeon pea) is the source of this 725-nucleotide messenger RNA. The record is from RefSeq and is a predicted model, not a curated record. Lineage: Eukaryota; Viridiplantae; Streptophyta; Magnoliopsida; Fabales; Fabaceae.